Molecule: messenger RNA, 7960 nt
Organism: Pteropus alecto (black flying fox)
Lineage: Eukaryota; Metazoa; Chordata; Mammalia; Chiroptera; Pteropodidae
Gene: ZNF316
Product: zinc finger protein 316
Exons: 8
Coding region: 2979-5162 (727 amino acids)
Biological process (GO): regulation of transcription by RNA polymerase II
Cellular component (GO): nucleus
Molecular function (GO): DNA-binding transcription factor activity, RNA polymerase II-specific; sequence-specific DNA binding
Source: RefSeq, a predicted model, not a curated record
CGGGGGCCUCUGCGGGAGGCCGAGACCCGAUGAGACCCCUGGAGGAAUGGAGGCGGCUUGACCUGACGCCCCCAUACGCUUGCUUAGUGACCUUGGGGGCCUUAUCUGGGUCCGCCCUCGCCUGCAAAUGGAGGUCCUGGUGGGCUGCUAUGCCGUGUUUUACCGCCCCGUUGUAGUAGGGGAACCCAUCACUGGGGUCGGAUGGGGCUGGGCCGCCCCACGCGGCCACAGAGGUGGGAGAGGAGCCGGCUUUUGGUGAAGGACCCUGUGGAGUGGGGGGCGGUGCGGUGCGGUGCAGGAGGAUCAGGCCCCCGAGCUGCGCCUGUGUGGGGAGACUUUGGUACUUGGUUUAGUUCAGCAGUUGCUGGCAGGUCUGGGGAGCUGGCCAGCGUGGCGAGGGAGUCGGGAUGGCCCGUGGCUACGCCUGCUCCAGGAGCAAACCCAGGAGAAGAGGGGAGCCCAAAUCGGUGGACAGACAGUGAGGACCCCAGUAGUCACGGAAGGAAGGCUUCCUGGAGGAGGGGAAAGCCUGGAAGGCCUUGAAUCACAGGGUUGUGGUCAGUGAGGCCCCCCGGAGGGAAGGUACCCACGCGGACAAACACAUUUCUCCUUCUCUCUGUCUGCUUCUCCACUUUUGUGGAGAAUUUGUAAGUUUUCCAACUUUGCCAGCUUUUCUGUCCUUGGGGUCCCCCUUCUCCCCGUGGGAAGCAUCUUGUCACCUUUAGUUCUAACGGUCUGCAGCAUUGUGUCAUAGGAUGCACGGCUCUUGCAGAAAUACGGGUACGGGAUGACGCAGGGUUUGUGUUGAUGAGGCUGCUUACCUGCCCCGCUGUGGCAUCUGACCAGAAGUGGAUGCCAGGAAGUGAGCAGAGUGAGUUUCUGGUGGGCCGACAGGCUGGCAGAAGAAAGAGCGCGGGUCUGGGGGAGCAGGCCUGGCACACACGUGGCCUGGAGCGACAGAAAGAACGUAGUGCUCAAGUUGCUGAGGUUCAUUCUUCGGAACCAUUCUGUUCUGGAUUCUGGGUUGAGGGAUACGAGGUUUCCCGCUGCGCGGGUCCCGGCCCCAUCCGCAGGGUGACUGCCAGCGCCCACGAGUGCUGGACCUUCCUAUUUUCUGGUCGUCAGCAGCUGCGCUUCUUGGGAGAAGGGACCUUAGGCCAAAGCUCUUUGGGGGCAGACUCUCCAGUGCUGCCGGGGUGGGCUCCAGGUGGACGGACCUUCGACAGUGGUCAGUCUGUCGUGGAAUGUGACAGCAGGGCCAAAAUAACUGAGUUUUAAAAAUGUCACGUAUAUCACGUUCGCUACAGACUUCAGAGUCGUUUCUUCAGUAAAUAUUUGAGCACUUAUUCUGCGUCUGGCAUGGGGGAGAUUCAGCGAUGAGCCAAGGGGACGUCCACCUCUUGCGAGCUGACUGUACCUGGAGACAGGUAGUGAGCAGGCAGUUCCAUAAGUGUGUAAAUACGGGUGCUGCAGAGCCACGUGCAGGGCACUGUGUGCAACAGGCUCAGGGGGCUGCUGCCUCAGGAGGAUGAGUGAGGAAGAGGGGCGAGAGUUCCGGGGAGAGGGGAGGGCGCGCGCACAGGUCCUGAGGCGGGACGAGCGUGGAGCCACUUCAUUCCAAAGCCACGGUGUUUUCUUCUUUUGAGUGUGAGUCCCUGGAUACGGCAGCCUGGCCUGUAGGAGUCAGCCCUGGGUGGUGGCCAGGCAAGAGGCAGCUCUGCCUGGUUUGGCAUGGCGUCUGGGCUCAGCCUGAUUUUGCAGCCUGAGACCUGGGUAAGAAAAGCCUUCCUCUGAGCCUGUGGUGGGUGGCAGUUGGAAAACCUCUGCUGAGCAUUCUCAUUGCUCCGAGUGCUGGGAAGGGCUGCAUCCUCCCAGAGGUGGCUAGGGUGACACAUGGCAUAUGUGUUUCUACACCUCAGGCACCUUCACACACCCAAAGAGCUAUGGAGGCCAAGGAGUUCGGCUCUGGGACAGACUGGAGGCCAGGGUGGCCCUCUUAGGCAUAGUCCUUUCCCUGUGAAUGUGAGCUCACUGAUUGUGACCCUAAAAUGGGGCUGGAGCUAGCCCGGGGGGAGCAUGAGGGUCGGGCCAGAGGUGGCUCCUAGAUGCUAGUGCGCCCCAGCCCCUGGCUCUGGUCUCUGGGAGGAACUGCAUGAAUGCUCUGAGCGCCCUAGCUAUUAGAGUGUGGAUUUUAAAGCAGUAGCUCAAAGCAGUUCAGAAAGUGAGUGUACACUGCUGUUAGUAGGACGGCGACAAGUUAUGGAAUAAGAGCCAAGCCCUGAGCAGUUCUCAGUGGUCUGAACUGUCCUCGUGGCCCGGGUGUCUUUGUGCCAUGUGCCUCUGUCCCGUUUUAGGGGUUCUGUGAUAGACGCCGUCCACUGGUAGAGCCAGAUGAGCCGGCCUGGGCCCAGUUGCCCCCGUGCCUGAAAUGUCAGGAUCCCUCUGGGGUUCAUGCUCUCAUCUCAGGAUUCUGGGUUGCUGCAUUGCAGUGGGCGUGGCUCAUGUUGGAACUGAACCUGUUCAGGUCUGAGAUCCUGAUGGAGCCAGUGCUGGGUGAUGGACCUGUUCGUAGGUUUACACUCAAGAGCCAUAGAAACUGACUUGUCAGAACCAUGACUCUGUCCUGCCCUUGGGACUCCACUGGGGCUGGAGAAGGACGCGCAGCUGGUGGGGAGGAGUGGCUCUGGUCCCCCCCCCCUCCCCGGCGCUUGGAUCCACAGCCCUGAGCCCUGGACUCAGCUGUAUGGCUGUGUCUCUCCUGAGUGCCUGGGUCGAGUGGGCUGUGACGUUGGUGUAAGAGUAGGACCCUGUGAGCUCCUGAGACUUUGACAGUUCAGCUUUUAGGAUUCUCUGAUCCCACAUUUGAAGAGAUGUCCCAGGGUGUUUCAUAUCACCUUUGCUGAUGUGGUGGUGAACCAUAUCCCCGUGACCUGGUGCCCCGGACAGAGCGAGAGGCGAGGGAGGUGCAGAAGUAAUGCAUGCUCAGGGCUUCUGCUCCGUCGCCUCGCAGGAGGGAGCUUGACCUGCUGGCUGCCCGGAGAGGCCACCGGGUGGUGGUGAAUGACCAGGCUGGUCUUACCUGUCGCCUCUGCCCUGCACUUGUGUCUGCAGCCUGCCCAUGCCUAGACCUCUCCUCCGACACUCCCUGCCGGCCGAGUUCGUGUGUGUCAAGGGCUGGGCCACACCGAGGCCUGCGUCCAGCGAAGAUGGCCGCCCUUCACACGGCUCCAGACUCCUCAGCCGUGCAGCUGGAGAGGGCGGAGGACGGGUCGGAGUGUGAUCCUGACCAGGAGGAAGAGGAGGAGGAAGACAAGGGGGAAGAGGCAGAGGCAGUGGACGAGGAGGCCUUGGCCGGGGCACAGGCGGAUGGGGCGUGGGCAGGGCCGGUGGAGCAGGUGGACGUGGAGUCUCAGGAGGACGAGGACGUGGAGGAGGUGCUGGCAGAGGAGCUGAGUCCAGCGUGGGGGACCCAGGAGCGCCUUAGCCGUGGUGGUGAUGCCAGGUCCCUCCUUCUCCAGGACAACGCCCUGCAGGCCCCCCAGGGUCCGGCUGUGGCCAGGGAGGAGGACCUGGAAGAGGACGAGGACGAGGACCUGGAGGACGAGGACGAGGAGGAUUUCCUGACGGCUGGGUCUCAGGGCCUGGUGACCUUUGAAGACGUGGCUGUGUACUUCUCUCUGGAGGAGUGGCAGAGGCUGGACGCGGCGCAGCGAGACCUCUACAAGGAAGUCAUGCAGGAGAACUAUGGGAUCCUGGUGUCCUUGGGAUACCCAAUCCCCAAGCCGGAUCUGAUCUUCCGGCUGGAGCAAGGAGAGGAGCCGUGGGUCCCAGAUAGCCCCAGUCCUGAGGAGGGAGACAUCGUCACUGGCGUCUACACAGGGGCCUGGUUCUGGACAGAUGACAUAGAGGACCAUGAGGAGGAAGACGAUGAGGACUUCCUGGCAGAGGUAGCUGAGGAGGAGAACGAGCCCCCCGGGCUGUGGUCGGCGGCCUACGGCGUGGGGGACGUGCCUGGGACGUGGGGCCCUGACGACUCGGAUUCGGCACAGACUCCGGAGGGCUGGGGGCCUGACCCGGGUGGCCUCGGGGCCCUGGCCGAGGGGUCGGAGGUGAAGCCUUUCCUGGGCGACCGGGAGCCAGUCGCGAACCUGCUGGCGCCAUGGGCGUUCCCUGCCGAGGUGGCUGCCCCUACCGGGCGGCCCGAAACCACAUGCGACGUGUGCGGCAAGGUGUUCCCGCAUCGGUCCCGGCUGGCCAAGCACCAGCGCUACCACGCGGCCGUCAAGCCCUUCGGCUGCGACGAGUGUGGCAAGGGCUUCGUGUACCGCUCGCACCUGGCCAUCCACCAGCGCACGCACACCGGCGAGAAGCCCUUCCCGUGCCCAGACUGCGGCAAGCGCUUCGUCUACAAGUCGCACCUGGUCACGCACCGGCGCAUCCAUACUGGCGAGCGGCCCUACCGCUGCGCCUUCUGCGGCGCGGGUUUUGGACGGCGCUCCUACCUGGUCACGCACCAGCGCACACACACGGGCGAGCGGCCCUACCCGUGCCCGCACUGCGGCCGCAGCUUCAGCCAGAGCUCGGCGCUCGCUCGACACCAGGUUGCGGCGGCAGCGGAGGCGCCCGCUCCCCGGAGCAAGGGGGACUCUGAGCCGGACAGGCGGUUCCUGGAGCUGGGCAACGGCCUGGGAGACGGCGAAGGCCCUUCCUCGCACCCGCUCGGCUUCCACUUUCCCGUGCACCCCAAGUCUUGGCUCCACCCAGACGGCUUUCCGAUCCUGGGCCUCGCGGACUUCGGGGAGCGGCUGCCAGUAUCUCAUACAGGGAAGAAACCCUACGACUGUAAUGUAUGUGGGAAAACCUGUGUGAAGCCAAAUCUCACUAAACAUGAAAAAAUUCACACAGGUUUGAAACUCUAUGAAUGUAAUGAGUGUGGCAAAUCCUUUUCUAUGAAUUCUAUCCUUACUGUACGUCAAAGAACUCACAUAGGGGAGAAACCCUGUGAACGUAAUGAAUGUGGGAAAUCCUUCUGCAAGAAGUCAGCUCUCGCUAAAAAUCAGGUAAUUCACACGAGAGACACUCUAAUUUGCAUCAAAUGUGGAAAAUUCUGUCACAUUGUGUCGCAUCAUAGAGAACUCAUGGGAGAAACCUUACAAAUGUAGUAAUAUGGAGACUCCCUUUAUGUAUAAAUUUAGUCUUUAGUUGACACCAGAGGGUACACAUGGGGUAGAGGGUGGAGGGCUGUCCAUGAAUGGAAUGAACAUUGGAAAAUUUGUGCAUGCUUUGCUAAAUAUCAGCCAAUUCUAUGGAGAGAGAGCCCUGAGAACAUCCUGUAUAUUAGUAUCUGCCUACAAAUCAAAUAUAUGUCUCAGAGAAAUCAUGAGGAAAAACUUAAAGAAUAUAACAAAAGUAUAAAACAUUUACAAACUCACAACUUACUGAACACGAGGUAAUUGAUAUUGGAGUGAAAAAAUAUAUGUUUUGUAUGCAUGAAAGCUUUCAAGAAAAAAACUUUUAUUUUCAAAGAAAGGAAUUAAUACAGAGGAGAAACCUAUCAAUUUAGGAAAUGUGGAUAAGUUAUUUUUCUCUAGGAAUAAUAUAAUACUAGAAGUCACGAUUGUGAUGUGGUACCAAAUUUUGAAAAUGUGACAUAAUGUAUAGCUUAUACUAAUGGUACUCAUUGUUAGAAUAUGAAGCCUUUGAAAAACACAAGUUGCAGCAGCAAGGUGAAGGCAUUGGACCCUUGAAGAGAGUACUUGAGGUAAGCAAGGCUUAGGUCAGAAACCAAGGAAGCAGCAAAGAUUAAUGAGGACGUGUCAGAGGUCACAGAGUAGCUAGAAGGGGCUCCCACUGGCCAAAUUUGAGGUAACUCGAUGGUCAAAUGGAAUGACCGUAAUUGCCUAUAACAUUUGAGUAAACAAAAAUCUGAGUCCAUAGCGAAACACAGAAAACGUUAAAGGGGCUAAGCUCAUUCCCACCAUUGGAAGCGAAUCUCACACAAACUCCUUACUCUGUACUUAGAGGGAAAGAAUUCGGUUUUCAGCCUAUCCUUUUAGUAGAAGCAGUUGUCUCUCUCCAGUUGUGGUAAGGCUGUCCGUUAUUGAAAAAUGUCAGCUAAUGUAGAAGGAAUGACCAUUUGACAGAUUACUAAUUCACCCUUAGUGCAUCUAGGCAAAGAUUGUCAGUAGAUGUUAGAAUCAUCAGAUUCUAAGGAGACAGGCCAUUCGUGUAGUGCCAGAGUAUCGCCCAUGGAUAUCUCACUCACUGUACCUAGAAAAAGUGUACCUUUACAAUGGAAUGAUCUAGUGCCCACUUUAACCAGGUGACCGCAUGUAGCAUCGCUCAUAGCAGUAGUUCCGUUACAUGCCUCUUGAUGAGAUGCACUCUAGUGUUCUUGCCAGAACACUUAAUGUGAAUCCAAUCCCGCAUUCGGUCUUUUAGUUUACAGGAAAUAAGGCAGAUGGAGGAAACAAUCAGACAGAUAAGGAACGCGGGGUAUUCUACAAGACAACUGACAACUGGCCCCUUCAAGAAGGCAAUGUCAUUUUAAAAAAGAAGGUGAGGGACUAUUUUUGAUUCACAGAAACUAGUGAGACAAUCAAAUGCAGGUCAUGAACCUUGACUGGAUUAAAAAAGACAUCUACAUAGCUAUUUUGGAGGCAAUUAGAGGAAUUUAGAUGUGGAAUUGGUAUUAGACAAUACUUGGGAAGUAGAGUUAAUUUUCUUAAGUGCGAUAAUUGUGGUUAUGAAUAUUCGUGGUUGUUUCUGGGAUGUAUGCUGAAUACAGAGAGGCGAACUGUUAUGAUGUUUGCAACUUUAGGGUGGUUCAAGACAAAAUGAUACAUAAGUAGAUGGAUCAGAAAUAGUCCAAUUCUAGCACUUAUUGAAGUUAGUGGUAGGUAAAUGGGCGUUCACUAUAUUUUUCUUUAAAGAACUCUGAAAAAAAUUGAUUAAAAGUCUUGGGAAAGUACCACACUAAUCUAUUCUCUUACUGUUUUCUGGCAUACAUAGAUAAUUUUCCCAUUGUUAUUGGUCUACUCAAUAACAGCCAAACAACGCCUUUUUAAAAAGUGACUGUCUUGGGUUUAGCUGGUUUAAUGACAGCAUGCUCUUGAGCUAUGCAAAGGCAGGCUACGGCGCUGCCGACGACUCAAGGCUUGCUCGGGAGUAGCUGGACAGCAGUGCUCACUAUGCAGAAGGUGGUUCUGUGCAUGGAAACGCGCUUCUCAUUCCUACUCCCAGUGGUUGCAACGGGGCCUCCAGAGUAGGCUUCCAGAUGCCCUGCCCUUGAGCAGGUGGGCAGGCCGCUCCCUGUUUCUUGUUGGAGAGACUUGAUGUGGCCCGUGAUCUCUCUCUACCAGGAUUCUGUCGGGCUGGGCAUAUGACCUGGCACAGGCCAAUGGGAUGUUUCGGAAAGUAUUCUCGGUGACGUGGGGGAAAGGGCUUGUUAUUGUUUGUCGUGAGCACAAUGGCAUUGUCCAUCUGGAUACCACCGUUGGUUGCAUCUUGUGAAUCAGGGCUGGUACUCUGGGGACGGUGAGCAGAGGUAGAGAAGCCGCGGACAGUGAUGGCGCAGAGUGAAUUAACCAGCUCUGAAGCUGUAUCAGGAAGACCUGAGGUCAGGAGUCCCCUUAUACCUGGAGCUCUAAGGCGUCCUCACAUUGCAGAGGUGUAUAUUUUUUUUAAUUAUGUGAUUCAGAAGUGUUAGAUACCACAGGAAUUUGGAUGCAAGAAUGAUUUUUUUUUUUUUUUGAGAAAUGAUUCAGUGACUGCUUUCUGCCAUGUAAAUUUCCAUGAAACAAUGAAAUGAUGCUGUUUCUUGUUUGAAAGAAAUAGAACACAGGAAAUUUCCUUCUGGUACCUAUUUGCAAAUUAGGUAUUCUUUCUCUUUACAGGAGACAACUAUUUUAAAAUUUAAAUAAAUUGUCCAUUGUGCAUUUCCCACUUUUCCUUGACAAGA